AUGCUUGGCAUUUACCUGCUGUUCACGCAGGGCCUUCGAAUUGUGGCCUUUCUAGUCAACUGCAUUCUCUUCGUGCUCCGGGGCUUCAAGGGGCCGCGCUCGCAGCAGCAGGAGAUUUACACCCCCCGUGAGGCCACUGCUGGUGCUGCUGGGGACGGUGGGGAUGUGGGCGAUGCGGGGAAGAGAGAGGAGAGUGUGCGGCAGAAGUGGGGAGGGGACGAAUGA
Closterium sp. NIES-65 is the source of this 225-nucleotide messenger RNA. NCBI's taxonomy places the organism in Eukaryota, Viridiplantae, Streptophyta, Zygnematophyceae, Desmidiales, Closteriaceae. The record is from the annotation of a GenBank genome assembly.